AUGCUGCGCUCGCUGCUCCGACCACCAGCCGCGCCGUUGAGGGCGCGCACAUAUUCCGUAUUUUCAUCCUCCAACGGCGGCCGGUACUUCACCCCCUCAAAGAAGGUCGUCACUCCCGCCGCCAAUGCGCCUGCCGCCGAACAGAAGCCCGAGGCUGCCGAUACUAGUGGCCCGAGCGACGUACCGCAGCCGUCGACGUCAACGCCGACCCUGGCGCUCUUCACUUCGUCGCUGAACGCGCCAGCGUAUCCGCCCUUAUCUGCGGGAGACCUCCGCCUCCACCAGUUCUUCUCCUUGCACGCGCCCCUCCAACUCCAGACACCCACAUCCUCGCUCUUCUCCCGCGCAGAGUCCGACGCCGCGUGGGCAUCAUGGACGGGUGCCGACGCCCUGCCGGACACGGAGGCGGACAUGCCUUUCAUGCUGGACAGCACUGCAGAGGCCAGCCCAGAGGCAGACGCGGACGCUGCGCGCCAGCUGGCACGUGCGGUAGCAUUGCACCGAGCCGGUGCCGCCGCUUCUUGGAAUGCGACACUCGAGCGCCUAGGAUUGCCGACAGAUGCCGAUGAAGCCGUCAUGAGCGCCUUUGAAGACGCGGUACAGAUGGACUCGGUCAGGCGCAAGCGCAGGAAAAAGAUGAAGAAGCAUAAGUUGAAGAAGCGCCGCCGGUUGCUUCGCAUGCAGAAGGAGAGGAUGCAGAAGUGA
Peniophora sp. CBMAI 1063 is the source of this 705-nucleotide messenger RNA. NCBI's taxonomy places the organism in Eukaryota, Fungi, Basidiomycota, Agaricomycetes, Russulales, Peniophoraceae. The record is from the annotation of a GenBank genome assembly.